Messenger RNA from Paramecium primaurelia, 353 nucleotides. NCBI's taxonomy places the organism in Eukaryota, Ciliophora, Oligohymenophorea, Peniculida, Parameciidae. The record is from the annotation of a GenBank genome assembly.
AUGCUCAAGAAUAUUCUUUUACUAACUUUAAUAUUAUCUACAUUUUAAGCAACAGAUAUAUAUCUAGAAGAAGUAAUGGAUUGUGUAUAAAAUACAUGUGAACCUGCAAGAAGCAAUUGUGGUAUUGAUUAUGAUUGUAGGUAAUUGAUAAUUAUAAAACUGAUAGAUUAUCUUACAAUAAUUUUACUACUUGUAUUUCAUAAUAGUCUAGUGAAUCAGAUUAUAUUUAAUGUAGAACUAAUGGAUAUAUGACAUGGGUUAAGGUAAUGGAUUGUUAUAAUAAUUGUCAUUAUUUUGAACUUUUUGCAGUUCCAAUUUUGUUAUCAAUGGCUCUCUUUUUAAUAUAUAUAUGA